UUCUGGCCAUAAAACUGCCACUUCAAACACGGCUAAAAUUGAGCUAACGACUUCUUCAAAUCAUUCAUCAACAACAACGGCCCCAGCAAGCAACACACAACCUUCCUCAACGCCACCUCCACUGACAUCAGCAUCUGAACCACCACCACCAAAAGCCUCAAACGCCACAUCCACAUCAAGCGCCACCACAACAGUCUCAACAUGUACCACCUCCUUAAAUGACAACAUGCCGCCAGAGCAACAGCAUCAAACCGAACAGCAACAGCAAUCGCCGAGUCUUGUAACAUUUACGAUUUUAAUUGCCAUCGAAAAGUCGCAACACCUGUGCGUAAUCGAUUUAAUUAGCCAAAGUUUAAGACUCCUUACACGACACAUUGCUCACAGCCAUAUAUUGGCGGUUUGUCUCGAUACGGGUCUAAUCCAGUCGCCGAAAAUCGUAAAUAGCAACGAAGUUGCAACAACAAAUGAUGACGUAAAAACGUCUGACAUUAAGAGUGACAAAACAUCGGCGACAACAACGGCAGCAACUGCAACAACAACAGCAACAAUCGAUACAAAUGGCAAUUGGCGUUGUCAGAAGACACAUACCGACACACCACACUCAACACUUACCUACAUUGGUGUCGAUGAAGUUACAGCACAUGUGGCAGCCACUGAAAUACCCAGUGGACGUCUGGGAGGUUUACAUCAGCAUGACGCACGAAAAUGGCGUGAAUUUUUCCUUCACUACGAACCGUUCUAUCAGCAGUGUACGGGUGCAGCACAACGUCUGGUGGCAGCCUUAAAUGAUAUACGCUUAGCCGACCUGCAAGGUCUGCCAACCAGGCGUCAAUUGUAUGCCCAACAUCGGGCAUUGAGUCGUGCCCUGAUGGAUUCUGAAUUACAUAAUUUGCGCAAGCGUAGUGCGACAACAAUGGUACGUCUACAGGAAUUGGCCAACACUAUCAACAGCAACAAUAACAGUAGUGGCAUUUACAACAACGGCAACAACAACAACACAAAUAAACUUAACAGUUAUUGCAGUCUAAAGAGUAAGGGAAAUUUAGUUGGUAGCUAUUAUGGAGCUGCCAAUGGUGGCGCUGGUACCCUCAAUCGCAAUAAGCUCAUGUUUAGUACAAGCAGUAGUUAUAGCUUUAAUUAUCAAGGCAACCAAAAUAAUAAAAAUAACAACAACAACAACAAUUCGAUUAGUCACAAUGUUGCGGGAGCACCAACAACAGCCAUAACCAAAUCUUACCAACCACUAACAUCUUCUUCGCCAUCAUCAACGUCAUCGUCGUUGUCCUCCUCAACUGCCACAAAUCCCAAGUCCUGCAUUUAUACAGCCACGUCGUCCAUUAACCCAACAACAACUAGUCGUUUAAGCGCCACAACUGCCAGCACCAUAAGCGGCCUAAUGAAUUAUUGCGUUGGUGGCGGUGCUAGUGGUCCAUCUCAGCCCAUCGCCAGUAACAUCGAUGUUGCAAUCCGUCUCCAAAAGGUAACAUUGCUGUUCAAUGAAAUUGAUCGUGCCGCCAAGCGAUUGGAACAGCUCACGGAACAACGUCGCGAACAUUUGCGCGAAUUAACACGGCAACGUGCUCUUGAAGAUGAAAUUAAUGAG
Musca vetustissima is the source of this 1603-nucleotide messenger RNA. Its product is annotated as probable serine/threonine-protein kinase nek3. The record is from RefSeq and is a predicted model, not a curated record. Lineage: Eukaryota; Metazoa; Arthropoda; Insecta; Diptera; Muscidae. The transcript is spliced from 2 exons. The annotation marks the transcript as partial.